AUGACGGAAAAAUAUCAACUGGAGAAUCCAAAUUCUCAUUAUCUAGCCAACCUCAACAAUCUCAACCUCACGAAUAACCAUGUCCAACUUGGGCGGUUACCGACAUUAGGAGAAAUUCUCUCCAACAAAACAAAGUCGCCUAUCAACUUGUCCAACUACUACCUAUACAUGCAAUAUGUGGAGCGCAAUUCGGAUUACUUGGAUUUCUGGUUUGAUUUGGUCAAUCAUCUCAAUUUGUGCAAACAUUAUGUGAAAGGAUUGCGUGAAUCCAUUGUGAGGAAUUCUACCCAUAGUAUGGGCGGCAACGGCUUUGCCAGCAACAAUCCAUUUGGCCCAACAUCACCCACAGACAACAAGCGGGAUCUGUUGCCCCUUUCAGACCGGAGCAAGCAUCGUUCGCUUUCGCUGUCAAUGCUUUUAGAUUUGAUCAUUAACGACCACAUUCUAGAAGACAACGACUCGAACAGGUUGUCUGAGUUUCUUCGGGGUGACAUCAACCUCAACACUGUAGACCCCAAGUUGAAAGAAUUGAUUGAGAACAUCAACUCCGAUGAGUUGACUCAACCUUCUCCAAUCAUAGAUUCGGCUCCGUACUCGCCGUACCAGGAAAAACGAAUCUCCUCCAACUCAAAACUCAUGGAGGAUAUCACAUUUGAUCUCUCCCAACAGUCUUAUCCUAGUGCGGUUCAGUCGCCGAAUCUGCAGACCCAGUUUCCAGGACAACCAGGAAACAGACGCUCUUCACUUAAUCCGUCAUUGGUGGAGAAACUCAUCAAGCAGAACUCUCACACUAACUCGUUUAUCUCCAGACAAACGUUGAAGGACUCGUCGCACAACUUGCUCUUGAAGUAUUUCGUUCAGGACUCAGAAAAGAAUCUUAACGUUCCUCCACAACUUAAUCUGUUCAUCAUUAAUGCCAUCGAGGUAGAUGGAAGAGACGACCCCGAUGUGUUUACAGGUGUCAAGAGAUUUGUUUUCAACAAGCUUGAAAACGACUACUUGCCAAACUUUUUGAACUUCGUGGCCAUCAAAAACGUCAACAAGACUAUCAAUGCCAGAAUGAUUGUUGGUUUCAUCUUUCUCUUCUUCUCUUUCUGGAUUGGAUUUGCUUUAAUCUUCUUGAAUGAGCCUAAACGUUACCGAUGUGUUGUCAUCUUAACGUUCUUCGUGUCGUUCUACUGCUUGGUUUCAGCCAUCUAUAGGGUCGAUCCGAUCUUGGCUGCCAUUCAUCGAACCGAGUCGUUUAUUCCCAACAAAACCUUCUGCCGAGUGGAUGACAAGUUCAUUUCUCGGUUGCUUAUGAAGCGUGCAGCAUGGGUACUCUUUUUGGUGAUAUUGUUAACGGCCGUCUUCUGCAUUAUCUUCUGUCUUGUACCAGGGCACAGACUUUAA
Molecule: messenger RNA, 1392 nt
Organism: Sungouiella intermedia
Lineage: Eukaryota; Fungi; Ascomycota; Pichiomycetes; Serinales; Metschnikowiaceae
Source: the annotation of a GenBank genome assembly